AUGAUUACUCUCUUCGAUCACUUGCCAGACUUGCCCUUACUGGAAAUCUUGUCCUAUUUAUCCUGCUUGGAUGCUUUAUGGGCAUUCUCGAAUCUCAACGCUCGUCUAACAAGUUUAUUGAGUGAACAAGGUUUCUAUUAUCAUGUCAAUUUAUCAUCCACACGAUAUCAACAGUUCAAAGCACUUCUAUCAUCACUUCGAUUCGAUGAAAUUCAGUCACUUACCAUUGAUGUUCAUGCAUCACUUCUUCAGAUAAGAUGUUGGCCUUAUUUACCAAGAUUAAGAAUCUUGAAAGUCAAAGGUGUACGAAACUUCCGUGAUGUUUUCAGUUUCGCACAUCGACAUGCGAGUACAUUAUCUCACUUAACAGUUGAAUCAAGCAGGUAUUUUAAAACUGAUGGCUUGAGUAGAAGAUUGUGUUAUCCAUCAUGGAAUUUAUAUAAAUUUAUCAGUGAAAUUCUUAAUAAUAUGUUUGCUCUUCGUUCACUUAACUUGGGAAUGGAAUCAUCUUUUUUCUUACACACAUGGUCUUUUAAAACGAUACAACUUCCAUUAACUCAUUUGACUGUUGCAUUACAUUUUAUCUGUGAUUUGAUAAAUCUCAUGUUAACUGACCCGUUGUCACACACUUUAGAACAAUUACACAUUACAUUAGCAAGGAACUGCGAUAUUGAAAGUAGUAUGGAUGCUGUAUCUCAUUUAUCCCGAAUGAAGACUUUACAUACAUUUACCUUUGCUAAGUCAUUCGAGUGGCAAUCCAAUUAUGAAUGGUCAUUCAUUGAUCGGCUGACAUCUGCAAAAGUUAUGCCCGCUUUGAGACGAAUGAGUUUUGCUCUGGUGAUUAAUUAUAUUGAUCUGAUUGAAAUGGAAAAUUCAGCACUUUUUACAGACUUUCGUCACAUUGAUGUUCAUUAUUCAUUUAUUAUCGUCGCUCCAAGUCGGGAAUCCCACGCAGUGCUUUUGAAUCAUGUACCGCGUGGCAGUCAAUCUCAUCCUCGGGAAAUAGUCAGUGUAACAUUCAUGAGUGGUCCUUGGCCUGAUGAUCAACCGUUCAUAACUCCAGACGUUCGUUAUAUAGAAACACCUAAGUUUCGGCAACAUCUCUUCUAUACUUUACCAUGGGUUUUUGAUAAGUUUUUUCAAUUAUGUGUUCCAGAUAGAUGUAUCAGUGAAGUAGAAGUCUUUAUGUCUCCUACAAUGGGUAAAAACUAUUCUUCUCGUUUGACUAAGUUGGAUAUGUCAGAUAAUCUUCCAUCAUGCUCAACACUCCUGUCUAACGUGAUAUUUCCAAAUAAGAUAGUGGAGCUUCAAUUAUUCCGAUGCAACAGACACGUGUCAAUGAAUUUACCCAAUGUUUCUCAUCUCAAUCUUAUUGAUAGUUUAGAUUCAUUACGUUCCAAUUCUCUUCCAUUCAAUGUUCGAACUAUUCAAAUCGUUCUUCAUCACGAAUGUCUUCAUUUUGCAACUGAUGAUUGGACUAUUCUACGUGCACUUUCAACUUUACCAUUAUUGAAAUCUUUACGUAUACUUUUAUAUGAUAUGCGGAUUCCUCCAGAUCACACAAGUUCUCAAAUUAUUGCAGAGAGAGCCUUGCUACUCUCGGAUUUCUCAUUUUGCUUUCGCAGGGACAAAUAUCCGGAUCCAUAUGACAAGAUCUCAGCAUAUAAAAGACACUGGCUGUUCAUUAAACAACUACGAAAACGCAUUCUUCUUGCAUCAUUGGAACGAGAGCCAUAUAUUUCUGUUGAAAAAGAUGGUUGUGGGUUGGUUGCAUGGUUUUGA
This is a messenger RNA of Adineta ricciae, 1782 nucleotides long. NCBI's taxonomy places the organism in Eukaryota, Metazoa, Rotifera, Eurotatoria, Adinetida, Adinetidae. The record is from the annotation of a GenBank genome assembly.